Molecule: messenger RNA, 1317 nt
Organism: Cannabis sativa
Lineage: Eukaryota; Viridiplantae; Streptophyta; Magnoliopsida; Rosales; Cannabaceae
Product: transcription factor bHLH153
Exons: 6
Coding region: 451-987 (178 amino acids)
Biological process (GO): regulation of transcription by RNA polymerase II
Cellular component (GO): nucleus
Molecular function (GO): DNA-binding transcription factor activity, RNA polymerase II-specific; protein dimerization activity; RNA polymerase II cis-regulatory region sequence-specific DNA binding
Source: RefSeq, a predicted model, not a curated record
AUGCCCACUCUCAUUCCCAAUUUUCAGUUUCACACUCUUUUCUUUAGACUUUUUCAUUUUUCCAAGUCUCUCUCUCUUUGCUUUCUUCCUUCAUUUUCUUCCCUCUCUCUGCAACUUUUGUCAGACCCAUUUUAGAGCUCAACUCACUAGAGUUGCAUGUUUAUAAAUUGAACCCAUUACCAAUCCAUUGAUUCUCCCCAAGCUUUUGAAAUCUUCUCACUUAACUUGAGCAAAAGUUUUGAUCUUUUGGUAAAGUUUUCAACUUUCAAAAGUAAAGAUACUUCUUUUUUGGAAGUUAACCAAAAAAGUUUGAGUUUUUAGAAGACGAAAGCAAUAGAGUCAGACAUAAGAAGGAAAACAAGCUUUUUGGUAUCUGGGUCAUUUUUUCAUCCAGUUUUGGUGAUUUUGGGAGGUGGGUUUUGAAGGUUUUGGCUUAAAAAACUUCGAUAGAUGAUUGUUAGCUCACCUUGUAAUGCAGGGACUAAAUUUUUGGGGGAAGAAGCCAUAGAUGUAAGAAAGAUGACAGAACACAAACGGAGCCCCUGCUAUGUUGACCAAAGCAGCUUCUCCUCGUCUCUUGUAUCGUCGAAAAGACAAAAGCCCGAUUUAUCUAUUUCUACUAAGGAAAGAAAAGAGAACCUCGGGGCAAAAAUUGUAGCUCUACAACAACUAGUUUCACCAUAUGGAAAGACGGACACAGCUUCUGUUCUCUUGGAGGCAAUGGAAUACAUACAAUUUCUUCACGAACAAGUUAAGGUGUUAAGUGCUCCAUACCUCGAAAGUACACCACCCACUAAGAUACAGGAAAUGGAGGCAUUCAAGUUGAGAAGCAGGGGUUUGUGUUUGGUUCCUGUGUCAUGUACACUUGGGGUUGCUAGAAGUAAUGGUGCAGAUAUCUGGGCACCAAUUAAGACAACUUCUCCAAAGUUUGACACCUCUUCUUCUUCUCCUUCUUCUUCUUCUAUCUCACACUCACAAUUUCAUUGAUAUUAUAUCUACAUCUAUUAUAUAUAUAUAAAUAUAGUAUAACAGUACUAGUAACUAGUAACUAAACCAAAUGGAAUGGAUGUCAUUGUUAAGGUUAAGGAGGGUGAGAGGCACAACAAAGUUUUGUCAUCAAGAAAUGAAAUGUAACUGAUACACUAUUAUUAAUUAAUUAAAUUAUAUAUAUUUUUAUAGCUAAGAAGAUCUUUUUCCCAAAUGUAAUUUUAGUAUAUAUUUAUGUAUGUAUGUAUGUAUGUAUUGUAUUGUACUAGUCUGGUUCAAGGCCAAUCUGGUUUAUUAAUGAAUUAAAGUGGUGAUGGGACUAAUUUGGUA